This is a messenger RNA of Lampris incognitus (smalleye Pacific opah), 5672 nucleotides long. It is a transcript of the gene dlgap4a, whose product is annotated as discs, large (Drosophila) homolog-associated protein 4a. Bases 1 to 3327 code for a protein of 1108 amino acids. Gene Ontology annotation, molecular function: molecular adaptor activity. Gene Ontology annotation, cellular component: glutamatergic synapse; postsynaptic specialization. Lineage: Eukaryota; Metazoa; Chordata; Actinopteri; Lampriformes; Lampridae. Gene Ontology annotation, biological process: signaling. The record is from RefSeq and is a predicted model, not a curated record. The transcript has 11 exons.
AUGAAAGGGUUAGGAGCCAAUCGUAGUCGCCACCUGUCGGACUCCUGCGAGCCAGCAGGAGGCCCCCAGAAGCCUCUCUGUCCCUUGACUUCUGACCCUCACAGCACAUUCCUGAUAAACCCAAACAUGAACCAUUACGGGACACUGGACCCCCACCUCCAUCAGUUCCCUCCCACCAGCCCCACCCCGAUGCCCCCCGACUGCCUGCUGCCUUUCAGCCAGAUGUCCAACAGCAGCACCUUCCCCCGUCUCCACUUCAGCUCCCCGGCUGACCCGGUCGACUGCUCCCAGAGUUGCGUCCCUGGUGGGGGUGGCACCGGGCAGGGCAGCAGGGCGGGCACACUGUCCACUUCCAUGUCGAUGGGUGUGGGUUUGGGCCUCGGUCUCAGCGGAGCCCCUAUGAUCACCAGUGGCUCGGCCACAAUCUCUUCCGCAGCGGCAGCCAAGAUGAACCGGCUGCCCUCCAACCUUUUGGAUCAGCUGGAGAGACACCUGCCGCUGCAGCACGACGGCUUCAGUACGCUGCAGUUCCACCGAGGACGCAUGUCCAAGCAGCGCAGCGAAAGUCCAGGACGCAUCCGCCACAUCAUGCACUCUGUUCAAAAACUCUUUGCUAAGUCCCAGUCCCUGGAAAACUCUGCCAUCAAAAGCGGCAUCAGCGUGCGCUCGGCCGGAGGCGGGAGUGGAAACACGGGCACCGGGGAAGACGAGGGCAGGCCGACCCGCAGGAGCAAAAGCAAAGACAGGGCUAAGACGGAGGCGCUGGCAAAGCAGAGACCCAGACCCAAUGCGCUGGGGCUCUGGAGCUCCGAUGACAACCUGGACUCAGAUGGGAGCAAAGCCGGCUCUGUUGCCGUGGGUUACCGUAACCCGCUGAGCAUGAUGACUCUCGGCAGGGCCGUGUCGGACAGCCAGGCCAGACACAUACCACAGGGCUACAACACCAUCUCCGCACACACGCUCAAGACCUCCAAAAGCAGCGGCGACCUCAAGUUCCUGGCAUGCCCGGCAAUGCAGGUGGGAUCCAAAGAAGAUGAGGGCAGAAACAGGGGAGGUAAAGAGGGAACGUUUGUGAAGAGGGGAUCGUGGUCCACGCUCACCCUCAGCCAGGCCAGGCAGGCAUUACAGAAGGGCUCAGCAACAGUCAACAGGACUCUGCUGAAAUCAAAAUCCUGCCACCAGGACCUGGCACAACAAUACCUCCAGAUUCCCCUGGGGGACUGGGCAGGCACUUUGGGUCGCGGCCGGCCCGGCGGGAUGGAGAUCCCCUGUCGGAGGAUGCGCAGUGGCAGCUACGUGAAAGCCAUGGGCGACAUGGAGGACAGCGAAGACUCGGAGGGCAGCCCCAAACCCUCCCCUAAAUCUGCCGCCCGCCGGCAGAGCUACCUGAAGGCCACCCAGCACUCCGUGAGCGAGCAGCAGCCGCCACCUCCUCCACGCAAGCCUCGUUGCUACGCUCUGAUGCGGGAGGAUUAUCUGUGGUCUCCGCUGCAGAGCGCAUGCUCUAUGCAGCAUCUGAGCUCCCUACCAUCAUUGAAAGAGUUUUCCACUAACCGGAGCCUAGAUAACCUCGACUGUCUGGUGAGUCCGGUCGAACCCCCACCACGCCACUGGAAUGACUUCAACCAAGGCUUUAGGACACUGGGCAGAGGCAUGGGCGCUCAGAUAUGCGGUCAGGGUUGUGGACACUCAGCACCAUACCGUGAGGGAGAGUCCCAGGCAGUGGAGGCUCUGGAUCUGCCUGCACCCACGUGCUUCCGAUCCCGUAGCCACAGCUACCUGCGGGCCAUCCAGGCUGGCUGCUCCCAGGAUGAAGAUACAGCCUCUGCAGAUUCAGACUCAUCACCACCACCCACCACCAUGAGCUGCGCCUACAGCUCCAACACCAUUAGUAGGAAGGCUCCUCCUCCGGUCCCACCUCGCAUCACCUCCAAGCCCUUAAUCUCAGUGACGGUGCAGAGCAGCACCGAGUCAGCCCAGGACACCUACCUGGACCAGCAGGACCGCCGCAGUGAGGCCAACAGCCAGUCAGAACGCAGCAACUCCUCUGACAGCCUCUGUAGCAUUCGCUUCAGCAGCCUGGUUAAAGGCACUCGGCACACGGCCCCUGUACCUGUACCUAUACCUUUGUUUGUCCCUGUACCUGCUGUGGCUGCUGCACCUCCUGUCCCUGCCCCCCGUGACCUCCCGCUGCCCACUACCACCACCUCCUUCAUCAGCACCAUCGCUUCCCAGCCCAAGUAUGACACCGUAAGCAUCGGUGUCACCCUAGAGAAGCCCCCGUCAGAGCCCAAGAGGAAGCUGUCCUCCAUCGGGAUCCAGGUGGACUGCCUUCUGCCAAUCCCAAAAGAGGAACCCCUUCCCCUGACUACCCCUCUGAAGUUCCAGUCAAUUGGAGUGCAAGUGGAGAACGGCAGGCCUCUCAGCCGGGGCAGCAGCAUGGCCUCCAGACAGAAUACAGAGAGUGAGCCCCAGGAGUCCCAGGAUGCAACACCCUUAGAAAAUAAAACAGCCAACUGCACUAACAGUACAAUGGUAAAUCCUGCUGCCCCCAAUGGAGCGGAUAUAGCCACGGAGCAGCAGCCCCUCAAACACACAUCCGUCCCCACCAGGAUAUCCACCUUGCUGCCAGAGACCCUGGACCCAGCACUGGACCCCUCCUCCCUGCCACCUCCAGACCCCAGCCUCGAGACUGGAAACUGCAGUGCCCAGGGAGAUGUCACUCAGCCCACCAUGCCUGCCUGUCUCAGAGAUGGUAACUGGUUCCUGAAGCUCCUGCAGGCGGAGACAGCGCGCAUGGAGGGCUGGUGUCAACAGAUGGAGCAGGAGACCAAAGACAACAAGCUGUCAGAGGAGGUUUUGGGGACGAUUCGCAGUGCAGUAGGUAGUGCCCAGCUCCUCAUGUCCAAGAAGUUCCAGCAGUUCAGAGGGCUCUGUAAUGAGAACUUGAAUGUGAAUGCUAACCCACGGCCCACGGCACAGGACCUGGCUGGGUUCUGGGAUCUUCUACAACUCUCUAUAGGAGAUAUCAGCAUGAAGUUCGAUGAGCUCUACCAACUCAAAUCCAACAACUGGCAACUUCCUGAGAAAACGGAGAAGAAGGAGGAAAAGAAGCAGCUUCCAUCAUCCGUGCCAAAGAAGUCACCUAAGCCCAAGCUGAUUGCAGGAAAAGACAGGAGCAUGGACUCAGCUGUGGACAAGCAGCGACAGGAAGCCAGAAAACGGCUGAUGGCAGCAAAGCGGGCCGCGUCAGUACGACAGAACUCUGCCACAGAAAGUGCUGACAGCAUAGAGAUCUAUGUCCCCGAGGCUCAAACCCGCCUUUGAGAGUGGACCAGCAUCAGUUCCCCAUGAAGAAUGAUAAUCUUCUUUCACCCCAAGCACUCAUUGACACAAACACACAAACAGAUCUGAGAUGACCACACAGACAUACAAAAGAUGAAGAGGUCAGCCCCUCUUGGCAGCGAAGCUGAAUAUAGGACAGCUGAAGGAGAUCACAGGGCAUGCAAAACUAUCCCGAACAAUAUAAACAAUGCAAACAGUCUACUGGCUGCCAUGGGACAGAAAUAACCUUGACAGACAAAUGUUUAAUACUAUUGUUAUUAUUGUUAUUACUAUUGAAGUUAUAAUAAUUAUCUCCCAAAUUAUAUCAAGACUGUCUUAAAUGUGCAAGUACCUUGGAUAAAGAAAUCCUGUUCCUUGUGAGCUGAAGAAUCUUGGUAUCCCAGAAGUUUACUCUCUCAUUCCCUUCACUUGCGAGUCUCCAGGUUUACGAGCUGAGCUACCACCCACACACACACUCAGGAUACACGUGCAGGUGUACUCACUGUCCACAGAGUCUUCCUGUUCUCUCUUUGUAUUAGGCUGCCACUCGUCGGGUGUGGUGUGUAAGCUUUACUGUGUAAGAAAUGAGAUCGUGUUGAUUUUACUCAGAGGUUUAAAACGCAGAGAGCCAGAGGAAGGCAGUAGCAUACAUUAUAGAUAUCACACUCUGGUUAUUACCAUGUUCAUUUUGUAAAUGUUCUAUACCAGGUUAUUUGUUAGAGAGAGGUCAGUGUUCAGUACCAAGGUAGUUUUUUAUAGACUGAGUACAUAUAUAUUGUCAUGAUAAAUUAGCACUUGAUGCAAUCAUUCACUCCACUUCUCUCUCCCUCUUUCACAAACGCACACUAAACGGUUUGUCGGUGAAUACCCAUCGUUAAAGUCUUAAAUUUUAUUUUUGUGGAGGGAAUUCAAGAAUUGACAAUGGCCAGUCAUUGUAUGCUACAGAGGAAUGUAUGAAAUGUAUGCAUUUGCUUCUCAUUUGGACUUGAUGACUGCACUUUCCAUUCGCCUCAGUUCCCACCUCUCAGUCAUUCGAACCUUCGCUGCAUCCUUGUGAUGCAGGGGACCAAGACCUUCACCACCUCAUAAGGCAUUCCCACUCCACCAAACUGUUUCAGUACAUGUGUUGGGGCAGGGGUUUUAUUUCUGUUGGAAAGGAAAUGGGAUUAGCAAUAAUUAACUAGUAAUUUCAUCUGACAGUGGAAAUGAGAUUUAAAUGUCCAGUCUUAAUUCUUUUUAAUUUAACAUGUCCAAUAAAUCUGCUUGAUAUGAAUGUUUAUUAUUUACUUAUUCUAUUCUGAGGAAUAAGUUGUUUCGGGAAUGGGUAUAGCAAUCUCAGGGUGAGCACAUUAAGUUCAACAGCCAAAACCUUUUAAGUGACAACCAACAUUUAGUAUAACCACUACUUGAUUGGACGAUUGUGGAUAACCUUGAAAGCCACUAUUUCUAAAUAUUUUAAUGAUAAAAAUUUUAAAGUAUCUACAAAUUUUUACAAAUGAGCUCACCGAGGCUUGGAAACUAUCAAGUGGUAGUUUUAGUGGGUUUGAUCAUUCUGACUGCUGAAGCUGAAUGAAUUUAGUCUCGGUCCGUUUCCCAGCUGUUUAAACUCCCAACAUUGUCAAAAGGUGCUUUGUUGAAACUAUGGUACAUUUUUUAAUUUAAAUUUUAGUGUUGUGCAACACUUUCUGUGACUUGGUGUGUAAUCUAUCCGUUGUGAGGUCAACCAAGAGUUGCAAAUUGAUUUUAUAAAACUGAUGGUGCUGCAAAGGAUUGGCUACAGUGCCUAGACGGCAUGGAGUUAUUCAUUGAAUUAUCAACUUUUCAAUACCAUUAGGAAGAGUUUUAUUUUUUUUGAAGUGAGGUGCUCUGAUAAAUUGUUAAUGUUGGCUGCAUGUGCGCUUUUAAACCGAGCACCAUUUCAUCAGCUCACCCCAGAAGUUGAACUAUGCUUUGUCCCCAUUCAACCCCAUGAGAAUGACAAGAAUUACAUUUGAGAGAAAUGGAAUUUAUAUUCGUUCUCUUUCAUGUCUUCUCGUCAGUCAUUUCAAAUGUGAUCUGGAAUGCCAAGGGGGCAGAAGUGAACAUGUACAUGGAAGGGUUGAAACUUUUUUGUUUUCUUUUAAUUAAGAGCUGGCUCUCCCCCUAUUGGUCAAACAUUGCAUCACUCAACAGUCACAAAUUCCAGUACACUCCAUUUUGUAUUUUUAGUUUUCAUUAACAUAAUAGGUGAACUAGAACUGGGAAUGCUGACACAGCACCAGGUUGAGUUUAUUUGUUUAUUUGUAUUACAUCAACUAUGGACAUGUACGUUUCAUUGUCCAAAGAAAUCAUUAAACAUCCCUUUGCUA